UUUUUGUUUAGCCUCCUCUCCUCCGAUUGUCAAAAUAACAGCUGACUGAUUGUAGCAUUGCCAGAGAAUGCUGUUUAAUUUAGACAAGGAUACAGGGUGCUCACAAAAAUCUCGUGGUUUUUGUUGCGCUCAAAAAAGAGACUUGUUGAGAGAUGACAAUUUCGAAAAAACUAUUAAUAUUUUCCCACGGAUUAUUCUUAUCAAAAAUUUGAAAUUAUUUGAAGUUUAUUGUGAAACAAUAACUAUUCGAAACACGGGAACACUUUGUCGAACGGUUAAAUUCAUCACAGAACCAAAUAACGAUAUCACACUCAAAAUAAAUGGGAAUACCAGCAUACAACCCGGAUCUCAUGUUUCUGUUGAUAUUUCUGUAGAAGCAACAAAGAAGAAGCUUAUCAAUCAAAAUCGUUAUUUGUUUGUACUAGCUGAACAUCCUGACAUUAUUUGGGAGAUUCCUCUUAUAGUUUUGAGAAAAGAUCAAGAAAUAUAUGUACCUGAAAUAAUAUGUUUACCUAAAGUUCCAGCAAAUUCGUCUUCAAACUACCAAUUUUUAGUAUAUAAUCCAAAAGAUAAAGUGAUAAUGUAUUCAAUUUGUUCGAACUAUGGAGGAUUCGCUAUAAAACCUAUUUCAGGAUAUAUAUCAGCAAAAGAUUAUUCCAAGAUUCUUAUCACAGGAAAAUUUCCACUGGAUACAAUAACUACGAGCUUAGUACUUACUUUGAAAAAUGGAAAAUCUUUUAAAAUAUUUGUUCGAAUGGAACUUUCAAAUCAAUUGAUACACUUGAGUACAAGUGAAUUGAUAUUGGAAGAUACUUACAUUGGUUUAAAUAGUGAAAAGAAUUUAUUCAUUUGCAAUAGAAGCAACGAAUGUGUUAGUUUUAGGUGGUCUAAUAGUACAAUUGUUGAAAAUUUAGAAACUGAUGACGAAGAUGAGGAUAAAUUUGAAUUUUCAGAAUUUGUUGCAGUCAGGAAGAAUCAUGGCUGUAUCCCAGCAUUGAGUUCCAUUGCAUCAAUAUUCACUUUCACUCCACCAGAAAAUUUCGAUUAUGAUGAAGAUGAAUCAAAAUUUCAAAUUGAUGAACACGCAUACCUAUUUUGUCCUCUUUAUAGUCCUCAAUCGUAUAGGGUUCAUAUUAGUGGAAAAAUUCUUGGACCCAAUAUUGAAAUAAAUCCUACAGUGAUAAAUGUUGGCAGUCUCUAUAUGGGUCAAAUUCACUGCCUUUCAUUGGAAGUGCUAAAUAAAGAACCGAUUUCAGGUGAAAUUUAUUUCACAAGUCAUACCGACCAAAAUGAGAUUAAUUGCUCAGUGACACCUUUAUCCACUUAUCUCAAACCGGAUGAUAAGAAAUCAAUUGAAUUGAGUUUUUAUCGACGGGAUGUUGGAAAAUUUCUUACAAAACUUAAUUUUAAAAUCAAAUCCGGAGAUUUUCUUUGGAUCUUGCUAAGAGGAGUUUCGCUCCCAACAAAAGUCACAUUAUUCCCAGAAAUAUAUGAUUUUGGGGAUAUUCCCAUAUGCAUACCACAAAAAGGAUCAGUGGAAAUAUUUAACCCAUUGCCAGUGCCUAUUAUGGUAGAUCCUACAAUAUUCGAUGAUGGAGACGAAACUCCUUUGAUAUUAUGUGUGGAUAAUUUAAACUUACCUCUUGAUACAAGAACAACAACAUACUACAAUGAUAAUUCAAGUGCUUGCGAAUUUAAAGGAAAAGAUCUUGAAACCUCUUGUUCAGAUUUCAGUUCGAACAAAGAGAUAAGCUGGAGAACCAAUGUUAGCAGCGAAAUAAGCUCAUUAUUUCAAAAGAAAGUGCUAGAUGAUAUUCCUGCAGUAUCAACCGAUCUUUUGAAAGAUUUCAAGAAUAUACAUUCAAAAGAUCAACUGGAAAUAGGCAUGAAAAUAAUCGAUGCCUCUUUAGACUACUUUCUUGAUCGAUGUGAUUAUUUUCAAGAAUUACGAAAUAACAAGAACUAUCUAAACAUGAAUUGGAAAGCUUUGCCAUGUGAUGCCAAGGAAAUAGCAAUCGAAGAAGAACAUUUUUAUUUGGAACCAAAUGGAAGAAAACACUUUCCAUUAGCAUUGGUUCCAAAUAGUUCUGGACCAACUACAAAAUCUGUACAAUUUCGGGUCCAUCCUAUAAAUGGGAAGACUUCUAAUUUUAAUGAUACUAUAAACUCUUCACAUAUGACUAGUUCUUUACGGCUUCAUUACAAUUGCAUGAUUCCUGCCUUGGAGUAUAACAACGAUAUUUUUUUCUCAGAACCAGUUUAUGCAGACAUGGAAAAUACUUUUAAUAUGAAUUUUAAAAAUAUUGACAUUGUGCCUGGAUUUGUGUAUUUUAAAGUUAUUCCAACAUCAACAUCUGGUAUAAUCAAAGUAAAGGAAAAUCAACAGAAAUUCUUUAUUACUCCCGGAGAAAAAAUUGAAGUUGAAUGCUCUGUGAUCUUUCGAAAAAUUGGAAAAAUAGUUCUUCAUGGAAUAUUUCAAGUGGUUGGAAAAUUACUAGAGUAUUCUUUUGAGGUAGAAGCACAAGUCCUUCCUCCAGAAAUUCAAAUCUCGAUGGAAAAAAUAUUUAAAAAACAGGAGGUUCUUGAGUUGACGAGAACAAAACUAUUUAUUACAAAUACUUCCCCUACUGUAGCUCAACUCAUUUUUUCGCUGAAAAAUGAAAAAUACCAAUUUUUGGAACCACUUGGAGCAAGUCUAGCACCAAAUCAAAAAAUUAUAAUAUCCAUUUUCUCGAAGUUUCUAGAUCCAGGAUUGUACAAAAAUGCUCUUAACAUAAAUCUUAAACAUGCUGAAAACAUAAUUAUUCCGAUUACAUUCUCAAUUGAAGGGGCUCCCCUUAAAUUUGAACCAAAUAUACAACUUGGAUUAGAUUUAGGAAUUUUAUUCAAAAACCAAAAGCUUCAAGAGGAUAUUAUAUUGAUAGAAAAUUUAGGAGAAAAAUCAUAUAAAAUUAAUUUCGAGAAAAAAAUUCCAAAGAAACUUGCAAUAAUUCCAAUACCACACGUUAUCAAUUUUGAACCUAAUAUCUUGAAAAUAAGACCAAAUGGACAAGAAAUAGUUAAAAUACAACUUGAUACAUCGAAAGAAAUAAAAUCUGAAGAAGAGUUUAAUGUUGAUGGCGUCAUAAAUGAUGCGAAACAUCGAUUCAAGUUAUUCUCUUUUACAGCUAAAUGCAAUGUAAUUGAGCCUCGAGUUUUGUGGAGUAAGAAUGAACUUUGUUUUAAUGUGAAAAAUCCCCAAUUAAAUGAGAACAAGGCAUUUGGUAUUGUUUCCAUUAUCAAUACUACUCCAUUCGUAGCAAAUAUUGAUUUGAAUGUCCAGGGGAACUUCAUUUUGGGAGAAAAUUGUGAGAACAUAAAAGAAAAGUUCCUAGAAUUUAGCAUGAAAGGAAAAACAUCGAAGGAAAUCUACGUCAGUCUUGAUGAAAACGAAAUAAAUGAGCCAAAUUUAAUGUGUCAGUGUUUUAAGGGAUUGGUAAAGUGUAAGGUCAACAAUAAGACGCAGAAAUCUCUUCCAUUGCACGUCAAAAUUGUAGGCCCCGCUCUUCGAAUAUGCACCCCUAAGGUUACACUCUUCCCACCUUACUCAGAUUCUUUUGCUCAUAUAAACAUACAUAACUGUAGUCACAUUAAUGCUACCUUUAACUGGAAAGAAGUAGAAUCUAAAAUACUCGAAAGAUCUUCAUCUGAAUUAUAUGUUGAGGAACCUUAUUCGAAAACAAUAUCAGAACUUAUACUCUCCAUCCCAAAAGAAACAGUUCCAAAAUUUCCAAAUUCUAUAAGGACCCAAUGCUCGGAAGAUUUCUUAUCGGACAGUCAAGAGUCAUCAGAUGAAGAAAGCACAUCACAUACAACAAAAUCAAAUGUAAUCAACGAAGUUGCUGAUUUAAAGCAAAAAUCAAGCUCAAGUUUAAAAACUGAUACCUUUUCUGCUUCAUCUUUAUCAUUGAGAAGUUUGAAGUCUGAAAGAACAUUUUUUCAACCAAAUGAAUGCAAACCAAUACCAUUUUGUAAUGUUGAUACUCAAAACAUUGGCCUAGAUGAGAUAUUUGAGUAUUUAGGUCUUUCGGAUAAACCAAGCUCUGAACAUUCAAGAACUGUUUGUAAAAAUAGUGAUUUGGAUGGAGACGAUACAAAAUGUAAUAAUACUAUUGAAAAGAUAAAAGAACCUAUAAAAAUUGGAUUUCAACAUAAGAGUGGACAAAUUGCACCAAAAUCAAUGUUCAAAGCUUAUAUAUUCUUACCGACUUUGCCUAAGGAUAAGACAAUGGUGUCUAAAUAUAAUCUUCAUGUCAUUGGUGGCCAAACGGAAGUUCUAGAUUUGACAGUCACAAGCCAAAGAGCAAGAAUUCAAGUUUCUAAAACUGACAUUAAUCUUGGGAUAAAUAUAUGGUAUAAAACAAUCUUGGAUAAAAUAAGAAUCGAAAGUCUCAGCCAAUAUGCAAUUAAAAUAACUAUUGUUAAUGAAAAUGAGUUUACACACCAAAAGAAACAUUUGACAGGUGGCCAUGUUGAAAUUAUUUCCCCAAAACAGUUCAUCCUUCAGCCUAAAACAAGCACAGAAAUAGAAUUUAAUAUUUGCAUGGGUUUUAUUUCCAAUUUUUCCCAGAGCAUUGGCUUAGAAAUAAACAACAAUACAACGUCCGUUCCAAUUCGAAUUAUUGGAUCAGGAGUUUUUCCAAUGGUGGUACCUAUAAAACUUAAAAGAAUUUCGCAGCCAUUAAAUGAUAUAGUUCAAAAUUAUUUCCAUUUACGUGAUAUAUUCAACGAUAGAAAGAGAAAAUACUAUUUCGGAGAAGAAUCAGCUUUAUCACAUAUUUCAAGUGAACUUGAGGAACAUACACCCAAAAGAACAUUAAAACGAAAACAAAAUGAUGGAGUUUUAUUACUUAAUUAUUCGGAUGAAAAAGCUUUAUCACCUUUUUUAAGUGAACUUGAGAAACAUACACCCAAAAGAACAUUAAAACGAAACAAAAGUGAUGGAUUUUUGUUACUUAAUUAUUCGGAUGAAACAUAUCCAAGACCAGAAGAAAUCGAAAGAAUUCUAGAAAGUGAAAACUUUGUAUUUAAUCUUUACAAAUCAAAUGAGUUAAUGACAACAUUUGACAAAUAUUCAAGAAAAUGUAUGCUUCUCCGCGCAAUGGAAUUUGAUCCUGUUAUUAAUUUAAAGCAUACAAUCUGUCGUCCAAUUCCAUGGCAAUGUUCGGCUUUUUGCUAUAAUAUGAAUAACAUAAGGCUGAAUGAAACGAACAAUUUUGAAAUAGAAAUGUUAUUCAUUGGUCCAGGAAGGCUGUUUUUGUCACUUAGAACGGAAGUUGUUGUUCCGGGACUAGCAGCUUCCUUUGAAUCUUCACUGGUUAAGGACUCGUUCGUUUACUUUUAUCAAUCACCAGAUGAUAACAUUUUAAAAGGUUACAAAAAUAUACACGAAAGAUCUUCAGAUACUGAAGUGAUUUUUAAUCAAAACACUAAAGCUAACAAUCUUCAUUCACAUUCCUAUGACUUUGAUGAAGCAGGUGUCCAUCAAAGACAAGUACUUUCAAAUGAAAUUAAACAGAUAAAAGAACACUACACGAAAAUCAAUCAACCAGUAAAAGAGAAGAAAAACCCAUUUAUUUUGACUGAAAUCUGUCAAGCUACAACUGAAGAAUUAAAUGAAUUACCAAUAAAACUUAACCUUAACUUAAAAUUAACAACAACAAAUGAAUUUUAUGAACGUAACCAAGUUAUUGAGGAUUAUUUGUUUAUUGAUAUACAUCUUGGUCCAACAAUACCUAUUCUGCUUAAAGGCAAAGUAACUUCAACAUAAACAAGUUUAUUAAUUGAGUAUUAUAUUUUGUUUUUAUUAAUGUAUAUUUCACGACAUGACUUAUCAAUAAAUUGAACAAUUUUAAAAUACA
This is a messenger RNA of Eupeodes corollae, 5900 nucleotides long. RefSeq lists its product as uncharacterized. Gene Ontology annotation, biological process: cilium movement; axonemal central apparatus assembly. Bases 68 to 5809 code for a protein of 1913 amino acids. Gene Ontology annotation, cellular component: axoneme. The record is from RefSeq and is a predicted model, not a curated record. The transcript has 19 exons. Lineage: Eukaryota; Metazoa; Arthropoda; Insecta; Diptera; Syrphidae.